AUGAAGAACAACCAAUUCACCCAGCCACUGCUUCGAUCAAAACGGCGAAACCCUAACUUGGCUGCUUUCUUGUCGUGCGUGGGUUUCUCCCAGAGCUUAGUUCCCAAAGACGGACCACCUGGUCACGUUGCAGUUUAUGCUGGUUCAAACAACAAGCGAUUUGUGAUCCGAAUUAGUCAUUUAAAUCAUGGGUUUGACACCGAUAGGCCGCUCACCCUUCCCUCUUCUUCAGUAUCUAAUCACUCUUCUUCGCAGCCAGAAAGAUUUGUCGUUCCAAGAUUUCAACUUGGGCCAACAAUAUAUUACAGAUCGCUUAUAACAGCCUAG
Molecule: messenger RNA, 327 nt
Organism: Cryptomeria japonica (Japanese cedar)
Lineage: Eukaryota; Viridiplantae; Streptophyta; Pinopsida; Cupressales; Cupressaceae
Exons: 1
Coding region: 1-327 (108 amino acids)
Biological process (GO): response to auxin
Source: RefSeq, a predicted model, not a curated record